Messenger RNA from Linnemannia hyalina, 384 nucleotides. NCBI's taxonomy places the organism in Eukaryota, Fungi, Mortierellomycota, Mortierellomycetes, Mortierellales, Mortierellaceae. The record is from the annotation of a GenBank genome assembly.
AUGGGAAAGAGAAAGUCCAGCAGAAAGCCACAGGCAAAGGUCAAGAAGACCCUCGACUCCACCUUUGACUGUGUUUCAUGCUUCCACGAAAAGUCGAUCUCCUGCAAGCUUGAUUUCGACCAGAAGAUCGGUGUCCUGCAGUGCAGAAUGUGUGGUGUCAACUACACCUGCGCGAUCAACUACCUGAGCCAUGCAGUGGACGUGUACCAUGACUGGAUUGACGCCUGUGAGACUGUGAACGCUUCGGCCAAGGCAGCGAAGGUGGCAUCGCAGGAUCGGGAUCGUGGCAGCAGCAGACUCCGCGGCGCUGGCGCCGACCGGGACCGGGAAGGAUCCAGCUCACGGAGGAACAAACCCUAUGAUCGCUACGAGGAUGAUGACUAA